AUGCGGCAAGCCUUGACAAACGAAGGGAAGGAGCAAGAGGAAGGCCUGGCUUCGAUUGCAGAGAACCUCAAGUUGCUGGAGGCUGAGCUGGAAGGCAACAAGUUCUUCGGCGGGGAAGAGAUCGGAAUCGUUGACUUCGCAUUGGGCUGGCUGGUCAACGUGAUGCCGGUCUUCGAAGAGAUCCUCGCCGUGAAAAUCUUGGACGAGGAGCGUCAUCCGUCAUUGUCGGAAUGGAUUCGAAGGAUUUCCGACAUCCCUGUGAUUGAGGAGAGCUGGCCGCCACGUGACAAGCUCGUCGCUAAAUGGACUGCCAUUCGCCACCGUUACCUUGCAGCGGCGAGGGCUAAUUAA
Messenger RNA from Linum tenue, 351 nucleotides. NCBI's taxonomy places the organism in Eukaryota, Viridiplantae, Streptophyta, Magnoliopsida, Malpighiales, Linaceae. The record is from the annotation of a GenBank genome assembly.